Messenger RNA from Drosophila novamexicana, 1133 nucleotides. Its product is annotated as odorant receptor 59a-like. The transcript is spliced from 2 exons. NCBI's taxonomy places the organism in Eukaryota, Metazoa, Arthropoda, Insecta, Diptera, Drosophilidae. Gene Ontology annotation, cellular component: plasma membrane. The coding region runs from base 1 to 1128 and encodes 375 amino acids. The record is from RefSeq and is a predicted model, not a curated record. Gene Ontology annotation, biological process: detection of chemical stimulus involved in sensory perception of smell; sensory perception of smell. Gene Ontology annotation, molecular function: odorant binding; olfactory receptor activity.
AUGCUCAUCAACAGCUUAAGUUUCUUCAGGAGUCACUGGACUGUCUGGAAAAUAAUUGGAGUUACCUACAAAAAGGUGAAAUGGACACAGCUUUACAUCGUCUAUAGUCUCCUAUCGAACCUUAUAGUAACCGUUUGGUAUCCAUUGCAUUUGGGCAUAAUGCUGUUUAGAAACAAAAACUUUUCGGAUGAUAUCUUAAACCUCACGACAUUCGCGACCUGCUUGGCCUGUUCACUAAAGACCGCUUUAUACGCCUAUAACUUUGAAAAGGUCGAGCAAAUGGAACAACUGCUAAAGCUACUGGACUUGCGGAUCAAGAGUGCGCCAGAGAAAGCCAUCUACAGCCAGUUGAGAACACAGCUGAGAAACAUUCUCUAUGUUGUUAUUGGCAUCUAUCUGCCAAUUGGUGUUUUUGCCGAAUUUUCAUUCAUUUUUAAGGCGGAGCCUGCUCUCAUGUAUCCGGCCUGGUUUCCCUUUGAUUACGUCAACUCGACGCGCAACUUCUACAUCGCCCACGUAUAUCAGAUUAUGGGAAUUGGCUUUCAAAUACUGCAGAACUAUGCGAACGACUGCUUUCCCGCCGUAAUGUUGUGCCUGAUCUCAGCUCACAUAAAGAUGCUCUACGUGCGCUUCGAGCAGGUGGGAGAGGAUGAUGCUAAGGAUGCUGAGGAUCAGCUGGAGGCAUGCAUAACCGAUCACAAGCGUUUGCUAGAACUGUUUCGCACCAUUGAGUCCUUCAUGUCGCUGCCCAUGCUGAUUCAGUUCGCGGUGACUGGGCUGAAUAUAUGUACUAGCAUUGCGGGGUUGCUCUUUUUUGUUACUGAGCCCAUGAGUAUAACAUAUUUCUUAUUUUAUGCCUUGGCUAUUCCGCUGCAAAUCUUUCCCAUCUGCUACUAUGGCAAAGACAAUGAGCUUUGGUUUGGAAAGCUGCACUAUUCGGCAUUCAGCUGCAAUUGGACAGCGCAGCAUCGUAGUUUUAAGAAGAAGCUGAUGAUGUUUGUGGAGCGCUCAUUGAAAAAGAGCACUGCAAUGGCGGGUGGCAUGCUACGCAUUCACGUGGACACAUUUUUCUCAACUCUCAAGUUUGCCUACUCCCUGUUCACGAUCAUAAUACGCAUGCGAAAGUAAUUGGU